Camellia sinensis is the source of this 1891-nucleotide messenger RNA. Lineage: Eukaryota; Viridiplantae; Streptophyta; Magnoliopsida; Ericales; Theaceae. The record is from RefSeq and is a predicted model, not a curated record.
UGUACUCUCUCUUACCAAAAGACCCAAUUUUAGACAACAACAACAAUACUUAAAAAUUUUUCUUCAAAUUAACAAUUCCAAAUCCAAAAACUUGUGCAAAAAAAGAAAAAGAAAAGAAAAAAAAAAUCUGGGUUGAUCAAUAAAGUUUGCAAAGAUUGCGAGUAACAAAGAGAAUGACGAAGAGAAGGCAGGGGAGAGCACUAACAGUUCAUCCUCUGCAGAAAGUACACCAACCAAGCUUUUGGCAUUGCAAAUGGAGGUUACAUUGAUGAACGGUGGUGGUGGAGGCAGUGUUGGUGGUGGUGGAGGAACUGCUAUUGGAGACACGGAUCUCCACCACGCGCCGACAGUGGUGUUGGUGCAGGGGGAAGGGGGAGACUACCCAAAAGUGAAUAACUUUGAGGAUGUGAAGACAAUUUGUUACCUAGAGUCAGCAAAGUUGUGGACAAUUGCAGGACCAAUUGCUUUUAAUAUUCUGUGCAAUUAUGGGAUUAAUUCAUUCACUAAUAUCUUUGUUGGGCAUAUUGGGGAUGUGCAGCUCUCUGCUGUGGCUAUUUCUUUGUCUGUUCUUGCUAACUUCUCUUUUGGAUUCUUGCUUGGUAUGGGAAGUGCACUUGAGACACUAUGUGGACAAGCAUUUGGAGCAGGGCAACUAGAGAUGUUGGGUGUUUACAUGCAACGUUCAUGGAUCAUCCUAUCUGGUGCCUGCUUCCUCAUCAUGCCUCUCUACAUCUAUGCCACCCCUAUCCUCAAGCUCCUUGGCCAACGCGACGACAUUGCCAGACUCGCUGGAGAUUUCUCCAUCCAAGUCAUCCCUCAGAUGUUCUCUCUUGCCAUCAACUUCCCCACCCAAAAGUUCUUGCAAUCUCAGAGCAAGGUGGGGAUUCUGGCGUGGAUUGGAUUUGUGGCACUCUUCAUACACAUUGGGAUGUUAUAUCUCUUCAUAGAAGUGUUAGGGUGGGGCACGGGCGGUGCAGCGGCGGCGUAUGACAUCUCGGCAUGGUUGGUGGCAUUGGCUCAGGUGGCUUAUAUCGUGGGGUGGUGCAAAGAUGGUUGGAAGGGGCUGUCUUGGCUAGCUCUCAAGGAACUUUGGCCCUUUGUGAAACUAUCUGUGGCUUCAGCUGUUAUGAUCUGUUUGGAAAUUUGGUAUUUUAUGAGUAUCAUUGUCCUCACUGGACACCUUGAAGAUCCUGUCAUUGCUGUUGGAUCACUUUCCAUCUGCAUGAAUGUUAAUGGUUGGGAAGGCAUGCUAUUUAUUGGAAUUAAUGCAGCUAUAAGUGUUAGGGUUUCAAAUGAGCUAGGAUCAAAACAUCCCAGGGCAGCAAAAUACUCAGUCUUUGUAACAGUGAUAGAGUCUCUUCUAAUAGGGAUAUUGUUCAUGUCAAUUAUAAUGACUACUAGAAACCAUUUCGCUGUCAUUUUCACAGACAGCAAAGACAUGCAAAAAGCUGUUGCUCAUUUGGCUUACCUUCUUGCCAUUACCAUGGUCCUCAACAGUGUUCAACCUGUUAUUUCUGGAGUUGCUGUUGGAGGAGGAUGGCAAGCACUUGUGGCCUAUAUUAAUUUGUUUUGUUAUUACAUUAUUGGGCUCCCUCUUGGUUUCCUUCUAGGUUACAAGACAAGUUUAGGAGUGGAGGGAAUUUGGAUUGGUAUGAUAUGUGGGACUCUUCUUCAAACGUUGAUCCUUUUGUUUAUCACAUGGAAAACAAAUUGGAAUGAUGAGGUAGAACAAGCAUCGGAGAGACUAAAGCAAUGGGCUGGGAAAGAUGAAAUGUCUGAUCCCUUGUAAAAAAAAAUCACAUUUCUUUCACUCCAAAUUAAGGAAUUUCCAUUAAUUGUGUAUUCUUCCUUACAAUUACUUAAUUAGUGUGUUAGAUUGAGUUGAGUUAGG